Pristis pectinata (smalltooth sawfish) is the source of this 1599-nucleotide messenger RNA. RefSeq names its product UDP-glucuronosyltransferase 2C1-like. The coding region runs from base 1 to 1599 and encodes 532 amino acids. The record is from RefSeq and is a predicted model, not a curated record. The transcript has a single exon. NCBI's taxonomy places the organism in Eukaryota, Metazoa, Chordata, Chondrichthyes, Rhinopristiformes, Pristidae. Gene Ontology annotation, molecular function: UDP-glycosyltransferase activity.
AUGUCAACUAAAAGCAGAGCGGUUUUUCUGGCACUUCUGCUGUUCUUUUCCGCAAGGAGUCCGGGCCCAGAAGCUGCCAGGAUCCUCGCCGUCCCCACGGACUGGAGCCACUGGAUCAUCAUGAAAUCCCUGCUCCUGGAACUGGUGCAGAGGGAGCACCAGGUCACGGUGCUGAGGAACAACGACUCGCUGAGGAUUGAGGCGAUCUCCGAAGAUUUCACCGUGGAAACGAUCCGCAUUCCCGCAGGUCAGGCACACGCAGCUCUUAAUGAAGACGAAAUCCAUGACAUUGUCUUCAACUAUCUCUACGUGGAAGAUGGUUUCCUCUCCAGUAUCUCCGCUCUCCGCAGUUUGUGCGCCUUAUUCUACAUCAACAUUGAAGUGACUAUUCCGGCCGUUCAGGCAAUGUUCGAGGAUCGCGCACUGAUGGGUCGACUCAAAGCUGGAGGUUUUGAUCUGAUUUUGGCCGACCCUUACCAUGUAGCCGGUGUCAUGAUGGCCCAUGUACUUGAGAAGCCGUUGGUGCUUUUUGGCAGGUGGAUGAUAGCCGGGGACCUCCACUUUAAUUUAGCCCCGUCGCCACUUUCUUUUGUGCCCAUGAUAAGUUCACGCCUGAGCGACAGGAUGUUGCUUUUGGACAGAUUGAAGAACGUGUUGAUAUAUGGAAUAUCGAGAUACAUGAACAACUUCCACAUUUACCCAAUUUACAAUAAACUGUGCCAGCUUUACCUCAAUAGUGACAUUACGGUGGAAGAACUUUAUCAAAAGGCUGAUAUCGUGCUAAUGAAGGUUGACUUUGCCUUUGAGUAUCCUCGGCCGACCGUGCCAAACCUGGUUUACAUCGGAGGUUUUCAGUGCAGCCGGGGUCGACCGCUCCCUGCUGAACUGCAGCGGUUCAUGGACAGUUCUGGCGAGGAUGGCGUGGUGAUCUUCUCCUUAGGAAGUGUGGUGGGCUUCCUUCCACCAGAGCUGGCGAGUGAAGUCGCGGCGGGACUAGCCCGACUCCCUCAGAGGGUGAUCUGGCGGUUUACUGGAAGACUGCCCUCAACCUUAGGGAACAACACUAAGAUAAUGAGCUGGCUUCCUCAAAAUGAUCUGCUGGGUCAUCCGAAGACCAGAGCGUUCAUCAGUCACGGUGGGGAAAAUGGGAUUUAUGAGGCCAUUUACCACGGGGUCCCCGUGGUUGGCAUCCCAAUCCUUGGCGACCAGUAUGAUAACCUUCUGCGUCUCAAAACCCGAGGAGCUGCGAUCAUGUUAGAUUUGGCUCACUUGAAAAGAGAUGAUGUUUUCCAGGCAGUCAAGACCGUCAUCGAGAAGCCUUCUUAUGGGGAGAACAUGAAACGAAUAUCUGCCUUGCACAGAGAUGUUCCAGUGAAGCCAAAGGAGCUGGCUGUUUUCUGGGUUGAAUACACAAUAAGGCACCGAGGGGCUGCUCAUUUUAGAUCCGCGGGUAAUGAGCUGCCAUUCUAUCAGUACUACUUACUGGAUGUGUUUGUCAUUGUUCUGGUUUUCGUGGGGCUUUUCCUUUAUCUUGUAUUUAAAUUGCUAAAAACUUUACUUGUCAAAGUGUGCUCGGGGAGGAAGAGGAAACAGGACUAA